Molecule: messenger RNA, 4963 nt
Organism: Entelurus aequoreus (snake pipefish)
Lineage: Eukaryota; Metazoa; Chordata; Actinopteri; Syngnathiformes; Syngnathidae
Product: protein spire homolog 1-like
Exons: 18
Coding region: 192-2501 (769 amino acids)
Biological process (GO): actin nucleation; polar body extrusion after meiotic divisions; Golgi vesicle transport
Cellular component (GO): cytoplasmic vesicle membrane; cell cortex
Molecular function (GO): actin binding
Source: RefSeq, a predicted model, not a curated record
GGCACUAUGGCCGCGCGGAGGCCAUAGUCCGCCACUAGCUUGAAUGUUGGCUACCAGUCAGUCAGUUAGUCAGUCAGUCAGUCAGUCGGCUAGUCGCUAGCUAACAUCGCUAGCAGCCGCGGACAUUAAAGCUUGCUUUACUUUCUCUUCUCCUUCAGCGGCGGACAACAUGGCGUUAAAGUAACACUAGUAUGGCCGAGCGAGCGGGCACCGACGACGGCUUGCUGACUUCGCCCAACAUUCUGCGGGAUUUAAGCGCCAGCGGGCCGGGGGACGUGAGCGACAUGGACCCGGAGGACUCGGAGGACCCGGAGGUGUCCCUGGAGGACAUCCUGGUCCUCUACAACCAGCCCAUCAACGAGGAGCAAGCCUGGGCCGUCUGCUACCAGUGCUGCCGUACACUGGCGCGCAGCACACGGCGGCGGAAGGGCUCCAAGAGCGGCCGCGCCGCUGGAGAGUCCCCGCGGAGGGUGGAGGGACCCGGGGACGUGAAGAUCUGCAGUGACGGCACUGUUAGACUGGACCUUGAACGCAGCACAGAUAAAUACGGAUCAGCUUCCACGUCAUUAGAGGUCAUGGACUCGCUGGGCGUGAUGAUCUACAAAGCCCUGGACUUUGGGCUGAAAGAGAACGAGGAGCGCGAGCUGAGCCCGCCGCUGGAGCGCCUCAUCGACAUGAUGACCAACCCCCAAGAGGCCGAGGGCGACCUUUGCCCCGACGAGGGCUACGAGGCCACGGAGGAGGAGGAGGACGAGGAGGAGGAGGAGGAGCGGGCUCUCACCUCCUUACCUGCCGGCACCGUCAGCCAAAUACGCAGCUACCGCGACGUCGUCACGUUAUGUUCCUCGCACCUUCCCAGCCCCUCCGAUGCCCCGGACCACUACCAGGCGGUGGUCCGGGUCCUCUACACGGAGUCCCGGGAACUGCGCACCUUCCUGGAGAAGAUCAAGAGUGCCAAGGAGAAUCUUCGUAAAAUGGAAGGCGAGACCCAGGGAGACCCCGCCAAAGACCUGGACGAGCUCCAGAACUCAGACUGGGCGCAGUUCUGGGUGCAGGUGAUGCGGGACCUGCGUCACGGCGUGCAGCUGAAGAAGGUGCAGGAGCGCCAGUACAACCCGCUGGUCACCGAGUACCAGCUGACGCCCUACGAGAUGCUGAUGGGCGACAUCCGCUUGAAGCGCUACAAGCUGCGCAAAGUCAUGGUGAACGGUGUCAUUCCUCCCAGGCUGAAGAAGAGCGCCCAUGAGGUCAUUCUGGAGUUCAUCAGGUCACGACCCCCGCUCAACCCCGUGUCCGCUCGCAAGCUGAAGCCACACCCUCCACGUCCUCCCAGCCUACAUGAGCGCCUCCUGGAGGACAUCAAGGCUGAGAGGAAGCUCAGACCUGUGUCUCCUGACCUCAUCCGCAGGAAGCGUCUGGGUGCAGGGAAAAGCAUGAGCACACCUCAGGAUUUGUGCCGCAGCUCAGACACUCCUGAUGGGACUAAGAAGAUGGCGUCCAGCACGCAGUCACUAAUCAGAGGCACGGUGGCGUUCACUAGAAAUGGCGCCAAGCAACUCAGCCAACGCAAGAGAGUCCUGAAGGCACCGACACUGGCAGAACUGGACAGCUCGGAGUCAGAAGAGGAGAACACACGCUGCAGCUCCUUGAUGGAUUUAUCUCCUGACGCUGUCAAAGGCAAGAAAAUGGUGUGCAACAGUGGUGUAUCAGACAAACAACAAAGAAUACAGUCUAUGAACAAUGAUGUCAUCUCUCCUUACAAUGAUGUCAUCUCUCCUUACGUCAACUCUCUCUCCUCCAAGUCUCUGCUGAUGGACACCAGCAGCAAGGAGGAGUUGUGCUUCCCGGUGGAGUGCGUGGUGCUGACGGUGGAGGAGGUGAUGCACAUCCGGCAGGUUCUGGUGAAAGCUGAGCUGGAGAAGUUCCAGCAGUACAAAGAUGUUUAUGCUGCCCUCAAGAAGGGGAAGCUUUGUUUCUCAUGUCGAACCAAACGCUUCUCCUUCUUCACCUGGUCGUACACCUGCCACUUCUGCAAGAGGCCCGUGUGCUCGCAGUGCUUCACCAAGAUGCGUCUGCCGUCCAAGCCGUACUCCACCCUGCCAAUCUACACUCUGAGUCCCAGCACGGCUCUCACAGACAACAUGGCCGCCAGAGACAACAUGGCCGCCAGAGACAACAUGGCCGCAUCUCCAGACUCGUCCAAGGAGCCGUUUGGGUCGGCCCAGAACCGAAGGAGCCUGCGCAGGUUCUCCAGGGCGGGCAAAGACGAGGACGCCCCGCUGGAGCUGGAGCUGCCCAAGGAGCUGAUGGAGGACUGGGUGGUGACGGAGGUGUGUGUGGACUGCAAGAAGUUCAUCACGGAGAUCAUCUCCUCCAGCAGGCGCAGCAUCACUGCCACCUCCAAGAGGGCUCGCCUCAACCGCCGCACUCAGUCCUUCUACAUGGCCUCCUCCAGCUCCCUCACCUUCAGACCCUCCAACUUCACCAUCAACGAGGCCUAGACCUUCUCACCAUCAACCAGGCCUAGACCUUCUCAACCAGGCCUAGACCUUCUCAACCAGGCCUAGACCUUCUCUGCAUCAACCAGGCCUAUACCUUCUCAACCAGGCCUAGACCUUCUCAGCAUCAGCCAGGCCUAGACCUUCUCAACCAGGCCUAGACCUUCUCACCACCAACGAGGCCUACACCUUCUACAUGGCCUCCUCCAGCUCCCUCACCUUUAGACCCUCCAACUUCACCAUCAACGAGGCCUAGACCUUCUCACCAUCAACGAGGCCUAGACCUUCUCACCAUCAACGAGGCCUACACCUUCUACAUGGCCUCCUCCAGCUCCCUCAACUUCAGACCCUCCAACAUCACCAUCAACAAGGCCUAAACCUUCUCAACCAGGCCUAGACCUUCUCUGCAUCAACCAGGCCUAUACCUUCUCAACCAAGCCUAGACCUUCUCAGCAUCAGCCAGGCCUAGACCUUCUCAACCAGGCCUAGACCUUCUCGCCAUCAACGAGGCCUAGACCUUCUCGCCGAGCUCUAGACCUUCUCCCCAUCAACGAGGCCUAGACCUUUUCGCCGAGGCCUAGACCUUUUUCACCAUCAACCAGGCCUAGACCUUCUCAGCAUCAGCCAGGCCUAGACCUUCUCAACCAGGCCUAGACCUUCUCGCUGAGGCCUAGACCUUCUCAGCAUCAGCCAGGCCUAGACCUUCUCAACCAGGCCUAGACCUUCUGGCCAUCGAGUAGUAGACCUUCUGGCCAUGGAGGAGUAGACCUUCUGGCCAUGGAGGAGUAGACCAUCUGGCCAUGGAGGAGUAGACCAUCUGGCCAUGGAGGAGUAGACCAUCUGGCCAUGGAGGAGUAGACCAUCUGGCCAUGGAGGAGUAGACCUUCUGGCCAUGGAGGAGUAGACCAUCUGGCCAUGGAGGAGUAGGCCAUGGAGGAGUAGACCAUCUGGCCAUGGAGGAGUAGACCAUCUGGCCAUGGAGGAGUAGACCAUCUGGCCAUGGGGGAGUAGACCUACUGGCCAUGGAGGAGUAGACCAUCUGGCCAUGGAGGAGUAGACCUUCUGGCCAUGGAGGAGUAGACCAUCUGGCCAUGGAGGAGUAGACCUUCUGGCCAUGGAGGAGUAGACCUUCUGGCCAUGGAGGAGUAGACCUUCUGGUCAUGAAGGAGUAGACCUUCUGGUCAUGGAGGAGUAGACCUUCUGGCCAUGGAGGAGUAGACCUUCUGGCCAUGGAGGAGUAGACCUUCUGGCCAUGGAGGAGUAGACCUUCUGGUCAUGGAGGAGUAGACCUUCUGGCCAUGGAGGAGUAGACCUUCUGGCCAUGGAGGAGUAGACCUUCUGGCCAUGGAGGAGUAGACCUUCUGGCCAUGGAGGAGUAGACCUUCUGGUCAUGGAGGAGUAGACCUUCUGGCCAUGGAGGAGUAGACCUUCUGGCCAUGGAGGAGUAGACCUUCUGGCCAUGGAGGAGUAGACCUUCUGGCCAUGGAGGAGUAGACCUUCUGGCCAUGGAGGAGUAGACCAUCUGGCCAUGGAGGAGUAGACCUUCUGGUCAUGGAGGAGUAGGCCAUGGAGGAGUAGACCUUCUGGUCAUGGAGGAGUAGGCCAUGGAGGAGUAGCCCUUCUGGCCAUGGAGGAGUAGACCAUCUGGCCAUGGAGGAGUAGACCUUCUGGUCAUGGAGGAGUAGGCCAUGGAGGAGUAGACCUUCUGGCCAUGGAGGAGUAGACCAUCUGGCCAUGGAGGAGUAGACCUUCUGGCCAAGGAGGAGUAGACCUUCUGGAAGAAAACACACCUGCACUUUGAGAAUGUAGAAGCAUGAAUGGAAGGAAGCCCCGCCCCCAUAUUGUUCUUGUCCAAUACCAGCUCAGCACUCAGGAAGAACAAGUGAUUGUCCUUUGUUCCAAUGCACUGUAGCUCCGCCCCCUCAGGCCCCUCCCCCUUUUCUUCAACAAUUAUGCCAAAAAAUGUUGAGAUUUGUCCCCAAAUGAAGUUUGUGUGCCAAAUGUUUUGUACAGAAUGUUUUUAUUUGGCUUUGGUUUCUCAGUCCUGAUCAAAACCUGUAAAUGAAUCAUCUCAGAUCAAAGACUUUGUCAUCUUUUAGGAUUGUUGUUGCACUUUUUCAUGCAUCAAACUGUGCCAUCCAAACUUUACGUCUUUCAUGUCUGCUUGUCCAUCAAAGACCUUCUUCAUGUCUGCUUGUCCAUCAAAGACCUUCUCCAUGUCUGCUUGUCCAUCAAAGACCUUCUUCAUGUCUGCUUGUCCAUCAAAGACCUUCUUCAUGUCUGCUUGUCCAUCAAAGACCUUCUUCAUGUCUGCUUGUCCAUCAAAGACCUUCUUCAUGUCUGCUUGUCCAUCAAAGACCUUCUUCAUGUCUGCUUGUCCAUCAAAGACCUUCUGAUCAAGGUCUGCAUGCUUUCUUCUUCUUGUUGUAGCCAACAAACUACAAAUAAAUCGAUUCUUUCUUAUA